AUGUCCGACUCAGCUCAAGCAGCAGGAAAGCGCAAGCGUGCGAGGACCCAGUCAUGUCCUCCCCCAGAGCUCCCCCAGCUCGUCGCAGAGCAGCAUGUGGCUAUUCCAACUCAUGAUAAGGACACCCAGCGCCUGAUCGUGGUUCUCUCCAAUGCCAGUCUGGAGACCUACCGAGCUGUCUCAAGCGGACGUAAUGGAUCCAAAGAUGAGAAGUACUCUCUGCUGAACAGCGAUGAGCACAUCGGUAUCAUGCGCAAGAUGAACCGUGAUAUCAGCGAAGCUCGCCCGGAUAUCACCCACCAGUGCCUUCUUACUCUCCUCGACUCCCCCGUUAACAAGGCCGGUCGCUUGCAAAUUUUCAUCCACACGGCCAAGGGUGUGCUGAUUGAAGUCAACCCCUCCGUUCGCAUUCCCAGAACUUUCAAGCGUUUCGCCGGUUUGAUGGUCCAGCUGCUCCACCGUCUCUCCAUCCGCUCCACCAAUUCCCAAGAAAAGCUCCUCAAGGUCAUCAAGAACCCCAUCACCGACCACCUGCCCCCCAACUGCCGCAAGGUGACCAUGAGUUUCGAAGCCCCCGUGGUCCGCACCAAGGACUACCUGGAGUCGCUGAACCCGAACGAGUCCGUCGCCAUUUUCGUUGGUGCCAUGGCCAAGGGCCACGAUGACUUUGCCGACAGCUUCAAGGAUGAAUCUAUCAGUAUCAGCAACUACAGUCUGAGUGCCAGUGUCGCCUGCAGCAAGUUCUGCCACGCCGCCGAAGAGGUCUGGGAUAUCCUGUGA
Molecule: messenger RNA, 780 nt
Organism: Penicillium canescens
Lineage: Eukaryota; Fungi; Ascomycota; Eurotiomycetes; Eurotiales; Aspergillaceae
Product: 18S rRNA pseudouridine methyltransferase
Exons: 3
Coding region: 1-780 (259 amino acids)
Biological process (GO): rRNA base methylation
Cellular component (GO): small-subunit processome; nucleolus
Molecular function (GO): rRNA (pseudouridine) methyltransferase activity; rRNA binding
Source: RefSeq, a predicted model, not a curated record